AUGGAAUGGAAAGCAGGUCCAAUGGGAUUUUUUCUUCCUUGGAUUCUUCUUUGCGGCAUGACAAGUCAAGCGAGUGCUUUUUCGACCCCGAUUGCUGCAGAAGACACGCCACGACCAGCUCAAUACUACGAUGAUUAUUUCAAAACCCUUCCAUCCAUGGAGGGAAUGACUGUUGCCAUUACAGGAUGCUCUCGUGGUCUUGGUUACGUGGCAGCUUCAACCGUUGUGAGAAAAGGAGGUCGCGUCCUUUUAUUGAAUCGAAAAACCAACGCUAUGGAAUGGUACGAUGAACUCUGUCAGGUUGCUGAUGCUGCCUCAGGACCAAAGCCAAUCCAUGUGGAAUGUGACUUGCUCAGCUUCGACAGUGUGAAUAGUGCCAGUCAAAAAGUUUCAGAGCUCACAGCAGAUAGUGGUGGUCUGGAUGUCCUAUGCUGCAAUGCUGGUAUAAUGCUCCAACCUGAUCAAGCCUCCAAGGAUGGAUACGACAUUACUGCAUCAACGAACAUGCUGUCGCACUUUUUGUUGGUCAAGAAUCUUUUCGGUCAGCUAUUAGUACAAGCCUCAUCGUCCGAAACAGCACGAGUGGUAAUCAUGUCGAGUGCUAGUGGAUAUGGGGAGCCUGCAUUCAAUCCAACAUUCUUUGAAAAGAAGGGCGGACAGCUUGGAGGACAAAAGGCGAGCUACGAACGGUAUCAUCAAUCAAAGUUGGCAAACUUGGCUUUCUGCUGUUCGUUACAAGAAAAGUUGGACAAUGCCAAGAUUUCAAACGUAAUUGCGCUUGCUUGUACGCCUGGAGUUUGUGGCACAGACAUGUUUCGUCAUGCGACAUCCCUAUUCAGCAAGGACGGAACACCAUUGCCACUUUCCAAUGUUCCCAAUGUAAAGGAUGGCUGCAUGGCCCAACUGAAGUGCAUCUUUGACCCGACCGUGCAGCCGGGAGAACUUUGGGGGCCUGGAAAAGAGGGAAGUCUGGUUCGCACCGAUAUGUCACCACCUACUGUUUUGAUAGACGAGGAAGCCAAGAAAGCCUUGUGGCAAGUAUGCGAAGAUGCCGUCGGCAAAUUUGAAAUUUGA
Cylindrotheca closterium is the source of this 1074-nucleotide messenger RNA. Lineage: Eukaryota; Bacillariophyta; Bacillariophyceae; Bacillariales; Bacillariaceae. The record is from the annotation of a GenBank genome assembly.